Molecule: messenger RNA, 3845 nt
Organism: Marchantia polymorpha subsp. ruderalis
Lineage: Eukaryota; Viridiplantae; Streptophyta; Marchantiopsida; Marchantiales; Marchantiaceae
Source: the annotation of a GenBank genome assembly
GCUUCUGUAAAUGGAGAGCGAGAUGAAGGAGCUACGGGCUUCACGAGUUUCUCCCCGUGAAGGCGCUCCGCUCCUCGCUUCUUCGAAGACGAGGAGAACGAAGUUAGGAAAUCGACCAGAAUGUCCGCUAAUUUGCAGUCAUCGGUGUGCCAGCAGUGAUGGAAAGGCGGUCUCAUUGGGCCGGUCUUGAUAUUGUCAAUUGCAAGCGAGGAAGCAACUCUGCUCGUGGUUGGUUCACUCCGAAGGCUCCUCAUCGCUCAUUUCUUGUCUCGCGGGAGUGUCGAGCCCAGCACAGCAGCGCUGCAAGCUUUCGAACGCUCGCGACUGACAGAGCGAAGCGUGUGCUCGGCGUUUUCGGCAGCGGAUGUGGUGCCGAACAAGUUCACGGGAGGCAGCAUUCUAUAGGCUGCUUGUGAGAAGGCAGUAAGAAAGGAAACGCGCUUGAAUUUAUCAUGGCAGACUACGCCGGCGGAUCUCAAAUUGUAAGCAUGGGCUCUUUACAAGAAAGGUUGAAGCUAGGCUGGACUCGGCACAGCCAGCUAGCCAACCAAUAACGAAGGCUUGUAUGAGAGGUGAUGUUGAAGCAUGGGUCAUUGACCAUAUGCCUGCUCGAUCAUGCAUCAGCCAUUGAUUCGUUGACUUGGAAACAAGGAUACAGAGAUACACAAGGCUAAGUUGGGGUCGUGCAAAUCAGAGAAAUCGAGGUGCGAAGUCUGAAUUCCACUUGAGGUGGUCAUGGUAGAAAUGGAGCUGGAAGUGAAGCUGAAUACCGGGACAUCUAGGACUUCAGCUGUAGGACAAACGAAUGCCCAACAGCGUGAUGUCAAAGGAGCCGUGGAGAAGAGAAAACGCAAGCGACUGGAAACGAGCUCAGUUGUUUUGCAGGAAACCACAGUAGGGGUAGCUAGUGGAAAGAGCAUACGUUCACUUCGGCAGCAGACUCGGGCCCCAACUUACGAUGAGGACCUUCUUGAUGCAGUCAUAGAUCAGCAGCUUGGAGGUACUCCGUUUCCUGCCAGAGGCAGGAAGAGAAAGCCUCUGAGUGUUGAGAAAGAGGUAGAUGUGGAGGCUAUGAUUGCUGCCUCUAUUGGGUUUCCAAGAGAGUCGCUGACCGAGGAGGAAAUAGAGGCUGGUGUUGUUGCUUCGGCCGGUAGCUUGGAGCAGGCCAAUUACAUCGUGGUCAGAAACCACAUUCUUGCCAAAUGGAGGGAGAAUGUUAAUGCCUGGCUGGAUGAAGACACCGUUAUGGAAUCCAUUCGGAGUCAACACAAGAGCCUCGUUGCAGCUGCGUACAAGUUCCUUUCUACAUUUGGUUACAUCAAUUUUGGAGUAGCUCCUGCCAUCAAAUCAAGAAUUCCAGAGGAAGCAACAAAGGCCACUGUGAUCAUCAUAGGUGCCGGAUUGGCUGGGCUAGCUGCGGCUCGUCAGCUUCUAGCCUUUGGGCACAAGGUAAUUGUUUUGGAAGGGCGACAAAGGCCUGGAGGUAGGGUAUACACGAAGAAGAUGGUCGGAGAAGGGCUAGCUGCGGCAGCAGAUUUAGGGGGUAGCGUAGUGACAGGAAUUCAUGGAAAUCCUUUAGGAGUAUUAGCCAGACAGCUUGGGUUUCCUCUGCACAAGAUUAGGGAAAAAUGUCCUCUUUAUCAGCCUGGUGGAUUGCCUGUGAAGGAGGAAAUGGAUGCCAGGGUCGAGGCACAGUUUAACAAGCUUCUGGACAGAGCUAGCAAAUGGAGGGAAGAGAUGAACACUGUGGCUGAUAGCAUUUCUCUGGGAACAACGUUGGAGACUCUCCGUGAGGAUGCAGGUGUUGCAGUGAAUGCAGAAGAGCGGCAGUUGUUUGAUUGGCAUCUUGCCAACCUGGAGUAUGCAAAUGCUGGCCUGCUAUCCAAUCUUUCUCUCGCUUUUUGGGAUCAAGAUGAUCCAUAUGAAAUGGGUGGGGACCACUGCUUUUUGCCAGGCGGUAAUGUGCGAUUGGUGGCUGCACUCGCUGAGGGAGUCCCCAUAUUCUACGGGAAAACUAUUCAUACCAUCCGAUAUAGCAGUGAAGGAGUGCAAGUUAUAGCUGGGGAACAGAUUUUUGAAGGUGACAUGGCCUUGUGUACCGCUCCACUGGGUGUCUUAAAGCGAGAAGCCAUAAAGUUCGAGCCAGAGUUGCCAGUGCGGAAGAUAGACGCAAUCAAACGCCUAGGAUUUGGUUUGCUCAAUAAGGUCGUAAUGCUCUUCAGCCAUCCAUUUUGGGGUGCUGAGCUAGACACUUUUGGGCAUCUUGCUGAAAGCACAAAUCGACGUGGGGAAUUCUUUCUGUUUUACAGCUAUGCCGCUGUGUCUGGUGGUCCUCUUCUGCUGGCCUUAGUGGCUGGAGAAGCUGCUAUUAACUUCGAGUGCAUGCCGCCAAUCGAAGCAGUAACGAGGGUGCUUAGUGUUCUGAGAGGAAUAUAUGAACCACGGGGCGUAAAAGUUCCAGAUCCCAUCCAAACCGUGUGCACUCGGUGGGGUGGAGAUUCGCUCUGUUAUGGUUCGUAUUCAAAUGUUGCAGUCGGUGCGUCAGGAGAUGACUACGACAUAUUAGCUGAAUGUGUUGGCGACGGACGCCUGUUCUUCGCUGGAGAAGCCACCAAUCGUCGUUAUCCAGCCACGAUGCAUGGAGCAUUUCUGAGUGGUCUGAGAGAGGCCGGUAACAUUACCACUUUUGCAGGGUCCCGUAUAGUUUCGUCUAAGGGAGAGCGAGGUAUUCAGAAAGAUAUUCAAUCGUUUGCCACGAUUUUGGUGGAUAUAUUUAAAGAACCAGAUUUGCAAUUUGGCUGCUUUUCUGUCGUUUUCGAUCCGCAGACAAACGACCUCAAGUCUUAUGUUAUCGUAAGAUUGACAAUUGGAAAAGGGGAGAGGAAGGAGGAACCUGAGAGCUCACCAACUGAUCAGCAAUCAGUUCACCUUUAUACUAUAAUAUCUCGAAGACAGGCGUUCGAGUUGUUGGAAUUGAGAGGAGGCGAUAAAUUACGUCUUAUUUAUCUUUCCGACAAACUUGGUGUCAAGCUAGUGGGGAGAAGGGGUCUUGGAGUCAUUGGUGAUGGAAUUGUGAGUGUAACGAAAUGGAAUCGGGCAGCCCGAAAAGUAAAUUCCCCACUGAACAUAACACCCGUCACUAGCUUUGCAGCCAAAACACCAAAGUCGCAGUAAAAUCCCUUGGCCUUUCUUGCCCUUUAAACCAAAUUCUUAGAGCAAUCUUAGAUACCUCAACACUUAAGAAACCUGAAGUGUUUCCGCAACUGAUUCAAUACACGGUUUUAAAGCACCCUCUCGGAUGUAACUCCAGUUCAUGGAAUGCCAUGACUAGAGGUUGUGUACGUAAAGCUAUUUUCCUUCUAUACUCCGGGUGAGUAUAAUAUCUCCGCAACCGUUUUAAUGACAGGUUUCAUUCUCUGCUCCCCUGUUAGAGAGAGGAUAGUUGAGGUAAGCCGGGUGGUGCCAAGAGCUUUGGUCUCUAGAGCAAUAUGAUUUCCAUGGUUUAUCAGGUCGGUGGACGUGAUGGUAUACCUUAAAGCUUUAGCAGAUAAGGCUUAGAAUCGCUUGGUUAAGAGAUAUCACAAAUGGUCGACACAAAGUAGGCAUUGUUUUGUAACCUACCAAGCGACUACUAGAACAGUAUCUCUCUGUGUAAUUCAGCGGACGUCUAUGAGAAAUGAAUCUAUGGAAUGUCUAGAUAAAUAGAUUCUUUGAGUAUGUUUCUUUGAUGUUGCUACAGCAACCACUCAUCACUCCAAAUGGGUCACCGUUGUCAUCAUCUGAUUCAAAUGCACCAGUGUGAAGCACUUACCUGGUGCUCAAUGUACAGGUUUACAGGGUUGUAC